AUGGUCAUUGAUGAGGUGGAUGAAGAUGAUUUUGAGGCUACCGACAGUGAAAAUGAUUAUGAAGGAGGGGGAGGAGAAGGGGAGAAGAAGGACAGUGAUGAUGACAAUGUCCAAAGACCGCCAAUUACGCUGAAGCAAGGCGUUGAAAUUGAGGAGGUUUUUGACGAGAGUGAACAGGCGGCAAGUAAAAACGAGAUGGAGUGCGUGGAGAAUUCAGGUGUGGAGGACGAUGAUGAUGCUGUUGCUGAAGACGCAACACUGCCGACGAUCUGGACUUGCUUCUAG
This is a messenger RNA of Hydatigera taeniaeformis, 285 nucleotides long. NCBI's taxonomy places the organism in Eukaryota, Metazoa, Platyhelminthes, Cestoda, Cyclophyllidea, Taeniidae. The record is from the annotation of a GenBank genome assembly.